UAAAGGGCCAGUGCUGAGCCGCGCCCGCGGGCCGGCCUCGGCUCGCCGCCGGUACUCACGAUGGCGGGCGCCUUGCCGCGGGUCCGGUACCUGGCGGGCUUCUGCUGCCCGCUCGGGGGCCUGGCGUCGGGCAAGCCCCGCGUGUUGUGCCACGAGGCGGAGGCCUUCGUGUCCACCGGGAGCGAGCUUGUCUACGUGUGUGACCUGGAGGGCGGGCUGCUGACCGCGGCGUACCGGUUCCCCGGCCAGGUGUGGCACCUGGAACUCCUGGCCCCUCGCCGGACGCUCUACGUCCUGUGCGCCCAGAAGGGCGUUUACUGCUUGUCGUUGGACCACCUGAGCAGGUCUACGAGCCAGGACGAUGGGGACAGUGAGGACAGCGAACUCCCUUCCUUUGUGAUCCCUGUGGGCCCUGAUGCCUGCAUCCUCCCCGACGCCUCACUGUGUGCAUUCACUGUGCUUGAAGACACCCUUGUCACCCUGGUGCAGGGCCCUACCCAGUGGAAGAUGCAGCUGUUUGAGCGUCCCUGUCCAGGGGAGGACCCCCAGCCGGGAGGCCAGAUUGGCGAGGUAGAGUUGUCCACCUACGCGCCCCCUGCUGGGGUCCCAGGGAAACCUGCAGACCCCCGCUUCCUCCCAGUGCUGUGCUGUGUGUCACCACCAGCCUCUAGGGUCCCACACGGCCAACUCUGGGGCCCUGGGAGCUUCACACUGAAGGAGGCCCUCUUUGGGCUCCUCUUUGGAGCGGAUGCCACCCUCCUGGAGUCACCCGUGAUCCUCUGUGGUCUCCCUGAUGGCCAGCUCUGCUCUGUGGCCCUGAAGGCCCUGGUCACCUCCAGGUCAGCCCCCGGUGACCCGAAGGCCCUUGUUAAGAUCCUCCAUCACCUGGAAGAGCCUGUCAUCUUCAUAGGGGCCUUGAGGACGGAGCCGCAAGCUGAGGAGGCUGCGGAGGAGACGCUGCCUGGUGAAGACGUGCACUCGGACUGCCUGGUGGCCCUUGGUCACUGUGGCCGGACGCUUGCCAUCAAGGCCAGCUGGGACGAGGCUGGGCAUCUGGUGCCAGAGCUGCGGGAGUACUGCCUGCCAGGCCCUGUGCUCUGUGCUGCCUGCGGUGGGGGUGGCCGUGUGUACCACGGCACCCCCUCAGACCUCUGCAUGGUGGACCUUGCUCGGGGCGGCACCCCCUUGGACCCCACGCAGCCGGACGAGGGCCCAGGCGGCCUGCCCCCUCUGCUGUGCCCAGCCAGCCUGAGCAUCUGCAGCGUCGUCACUCUCGCUGUGUUGUCGAGGGCUCCUGAAGGUGGCACCGAGCUCCUGGCCCUGUCUGCCAAAGGCCGCCUGAUGACCUGCAGCCUGGACCUGAACUCGGAGGCGCCUGGCCUUUCCCCGGUGAGCAGGGCCAACACAGGCCAGAAAAUCAAGGAAUUGCUCUCUGGAAUCGGCAACGUCUCUGAAAGAGUGUCUUUUCUGAAGAAAGCGGUUGACCAGCGGAACAAGGCCCUGACGAGCCUCAACGAGGCCAUGAACGUGAGCUGCGCGCUGCUGUCCAGCCGGGAGGGCCCCAAGCCCAUCUCCUGCACGACCACUGCGGGCUGGAGCCGCCUGCAGCUGCAGGACGUGCUGAUGGCCACCUGCCUGCUGGAGAACCGCAGCGCCUUCUGCCUGGGCCAGGGCUGGACCUUGUGCGUCCAGGUGCUCACCAGCAGCUCCGCCCUGGACCUGGAUUCGGCCGGCUCGGCCACCACCUACACCAUCCCCGUGGGCCAGCUCAGCCCCGGCAGUCAGCGGGAGGUGACGCUGCCCCUGGGCCCUGGGGAGAACGGCACGUUCGACCUGCCUGUGACCGUGUCCUGCACGCUCUUCUACAGCCUCAGGGAGGUGGUGGGCAGGGCCCUCGCCCCCUCAGACUCUUUCGAGGACCCCUGUCUGGACGAGGAUCCCCCCGACGUCCUGCCCGAGCAGGAGGGGAUCUGCCUGCCCCUCAGCAGGCGCACGGUCGACCUGCUGCAGAGCCUGCGCUUCCCUGGCCUGGCCCCGCCCUGCACACAGGCCCCGCCUCUGCGCGGCCCCGCAGACCCCGUGGACGCCUUCCUGGAAGCCUGUCGGGAGCCGGGCAGCCAACCGGCGGGACCUGCCUCCCUGCGGGCUGCGUACCUGCCCCCGUCGGUGGCCUGCAUCAAGGUGUCCGCCGAGCUGCUCAGGGCUGCGCUAGACGACAGCCGCUCAGGGGUGCCCCUGUGCUGUGCCACCCUGCAGUGGCUCCUCGCUGAGAACGCCGCUGUGGACGUCGUGAGGGCCCGGGCCUUGUCCUCUGUCCAGGGAGUGGCCCCGGAUGGUGCCGACGUCCAUCUCAUCAUCCGUGAGGUGGCCGUGACCGACCUAUGCCCGGCGGGGGCCAUCCAGGUCGUGGAGAUACAGGUGGAGAGCUCCUCCCUGGCCGACGUGUGUCGGGCACACCACGCUAUCAUCGGGCGGAUGCAGACCAUGGUCAGGCAGCAGGCUGCCCGGGGCUGCAGCCCCCCCGACCUCCGCGUGCAGUAUCUCCGCCAGAUCCACGCCAACCACGAGACGCUGCUGCGGGAGGUGCAGACGCUGCGUGACCGGCUGUGCGUGGAGGACGAAGCCAGCUCCUGCACCACCGCCCAGCGGCUGCUGCAGGUGUACAAGCAGCUGCGCAGCCCCAGCCUCGUCCUGCUGUGACCAGGUGGGCCCACGCCUGCCCCCGGCCCCGUCCACACGCCCCGGCCCCUCCGACAGCCUGCACUGCCUCUGGUUUUACAGAGAAAAUCAGGAACACAAAAGGCCACUUCCCCGCUCUGGAUGCGGGAAGGGCAGCUGGACACACGCGGAGUGCGUGGGGGAAGCCGUGUGCCAAGUGGAUCCUGUCGAGCCGCUGAGGCGGGUGCUGGCCCCCCCGGUCAUCCCGCCCCGCUCCCUGCCUUCUCCGCGUCACCCCCCUCCUCCCGACAGCGGCGCGUGGCCUGGGCACUGCCAGGGGGUCUUCCCACCCAGAGCGAUGUGUCCUGGGGCCCUUCUGGACUCUGGGCCCGGGAGGCCAGCGAGAAACAGUUUGUGGGGUUGGGGCUCAGGGUGGGUUUGUGACUGUGUUGUCACUGUUGCUGCUAUGACCAGGACAGGGGCACUGGCUGCCCACGGGCCGGCACUACCAGGCCAGCCCACAGACCCUCGUCCACCGUCUGCGCCUGCCCAGCCGCCCACGCUGGCGUCACCAAGUGCGAGGGGCUCCCUGCGACCAAAGCACAAACUCCACGUAGGGGCUCCUGCGUGCGCCAGAGCCGCGCCCAGGGCCGUCUGUGGGCCGUGGCCACAAAGCUCAACAGCCAGGUGCCUCUGGCUGGGGCUGCCCCGCGGUGGGUCUGACCGCGCCCCGUGGCCCCAGCCUCCCCACGGUGCUGCCCUUCUACUAUCUGGGGAGGACGACUGUCUCCCUGUCCUCCCGCUGGUGCUCUGGGCCACCCCUGCUCUGCGUGACCCCCAACACACACGCGGGAGCCGUGACACAUGUGCUGCUCUGCUGUGACAAACAACCUGUCUGUUGAACUUG
This is a messenger RNA of Lemur catta (Ring-tailed lemur), 3565 nucleotides long. RefSeq names its product FA core complex associated protein 100 (gene FAAP100). Gene Ontology annotation, cellular component: Fanconi anaemia nuclear complex; nucleoplasm. Gene Ontology annotation, biological process: interstrand cross-link repair. The record is from RefSeq and is a predicted model, not a curated record. Lineage: Eukaryota; Metazoa; Chordata; Mammalia; Primates; Lemuridae.